AUGCAGCUUUUAAGCUUGUUUAUUUUUGUCUUAAAAAUUUUCUCUCUCUCCCUUUUCCUCUUUCACUUUAUUUCCCCCUCGCUCUUUCUUCCUCUUCCUCUUUUUCUACCUCUCACUCUUUCUUUAUUUCCAUUCUCCCCUCUCUCUCUCUCUUCUUUCUCUCCAUUUCUCUCUUUUCUCUCUCUCACUCACUCUUUCCCUCUCUCGCGCGCUCUCUCUCUCUCUCUCUCUUUCUCAAUUUUUCUCCCUCUUUCCUUUUUUUCUCUCUCUCUCUCUCUUUUCUCUCUCUCCUCCUCUUUCCCUUCUCUAACUCCGCUGUCGGACAAAAAGACUAGAACGUUGAUCAAAAAGGAACUUAAAAAGAUAAAAAAUUCAUCUUGCGCAGCCGCAUUAGAAGUGGUCUUUAUUUCCCUUUCUCUAUUUUUCUCUCUUUCCCUCUCUUUGUACCCGUUUCUCUUUCCCUCUCUCCGUCUACCCGUCUCUCCCCAAAGUCUAUGUCCCUUUCUUUUCUUUUUCCCACCCUUUCUCUCUGCUCUUUCCUUACCCAGAAAGUUGGUCUAUUCAUUAUCUAUCUAUCUAUCUAUCUAUCUAUCUAUCUAUCUAUCUAUGUCCCAAUCUUUUAAUAUCUAUCUAUCUAUCUAUCUAUGUCCCAAUCUUUUAAUAUUUAUCUAUCUAUCUAUCUAUUCUUUUAAUAUCUCUAUCUAUCUAUCUAUCUAUCUAUGGCUCAAUCUUUUAAUAUCUAUCUAUCUAUCUAUCUAUCUAGGGCUCAAUCUUUUAAUAUCUAUCAAUCUCCACAUUUUUAUAACAGUCUGUAUUAAACUUUUAAUAUCUAUAUCUCAACCUUUUGAUAUCUAUCUAUUUAUCUAUCUAUCUAUGUCUCAAUAUUUUAAUAUCUAUCUAUCUAUCUAUCUAUCUAUCUAUCUAGGUCUCAAUCUUUUAAUAUAUAUCUAUCUAUCUAUCUAUCUAUCUAUCUAUCUAGGUCUCAAUUUUUUAAUAUCUAUCAAUCUCCACAUUUUUAUUACUGUCUGUAUUAAACCUUUAAUAUCUAUCUAUCUAUCUCGGUUCUUUCAUAUCUAUCUAUCUAUCUAUCUAUCUCAUUCUGUUCAUAUCUAUCUAUCUAUCUAUCUAUCUAUCUAUCUAUCUAUCUAA
Messenger RNA from Acanthosepion pharaonis, 1149 nucleotides. The record is from the annotation of a GenBank genome assembly. NCBI's taxonomy places the organism in Eukaryota, Metazoa, Mollusca, Cephalopoda, Sepiida, Sepiidae.